AUGUCCAUCACUCCUCUGAGCGCCCUCCGAGUGUCGACACAUCAAAUACCAGCCUAUAAGGGCAUCCCGAACACUUCCAUACAAGGAAAACCUCUCAUGAUUUAUCACUCUGUUUUCACCAAACCAAGCGCGUCGACUAUCGAGUCCCACCUCAAUUCGGUCGGCGUUGUAUGUCCAGCAUGGAGAUACACCAUGUACAGCGAAACGCAUUUUCAUUCCAAUACGCAUGAAGUCCUGAGCAUUGCAUCCGGGUCCGCCAAAUGCUGUUUCGGUGGCGAACAAAAUAACGGCCGCGUAGAGCCAGUCCUGCAAAAAGGGGACGUGGUCAUUGUCCCGGCAGGGGUUGGACAUCGCUUGCUCGAGGACUAUGGAGGUUUCCAGAUGGUUGGCUCUUACCCACCAGGUAAGAGUUGGGACAUGUGCUAUGGUCGUGCGGGAGAAGAAUCAAAAGUCAAGGCAAUUGCGGACUUGGGUUGGUUCAAGCGGGAUCCCAUAUACGGGGAUGAUGGUCCAAGUUUGCACAAGUAG
Exophiala dermatitidis NIH/UT8656 is the source of this 528-nucleotide messenger RNA. RefSeq lists its product as uncharacterized. The record is from RefSeq and is a predicted model, not a curated record. The coding region runs from base 1 to 528 and encodes 175 amino acids. Lineage: Eukaryota; Fungi; Ascomycota; Eurotiomycetes; Chaetothyriales; Herpotrichiellaceae. The transcript has a single exon.